AUGUCAUGGAAAUGUUCCACCAACUCAAAAUGCGUUCACCUGAUUGCCAGUCGCAACGCUUCGUAUUCCGUCCUCGCCCAACAGACCUACCACAAGUCUACGUCAUGGAUGUCACCACAUUUGGAUCGUACUGCUCACCGGCAUCGGCGCAGUGCGCAGUUCGUCCACGAGUAUCCGAGAGCUGCAGCAGCCAUCAAAAACAAACAUUAUGUCGAUGACUACUUGGACAACUUUGAGAUGAUCGAAGAGGCGAUUGCAGUGGUGAACGAGGUUAAACUGGUACACUCCAAAGGAGGUUUCACUCUCCGGCGCUUCCUGUCUAACGAACCUGAAGUCCUUCAAGGAAUAGGUGAGGAGGCUGAAGUUGAAGUUAAAAAUCUACAUCUGGAACGUGAUGGGAAGUCCGAGUCGGUAUUGGGGAUGAAAUGGAUUCCAAACGAGGACGUAUUCAUCUAUGCCUUCGGUAUGCGAGAAGAUCUGCAGUGCAUUCUGAACAACGACCAUGUUCCUACCACGCAUGCGGUAGCGUGGGUGGUCAUGAGUCUUUUCGAUCCGCUCGGCCUCAUCGCCUUCUUUCUGGUCCAUGGUAAUAUUCUGAUCCAGGAGCUCUGGGCGAUAGGAAUAGGGUGGGGCCAAGAAAUUCCCCACAACAUCAACGAACACUGGCGACAAUGGGCUGACUUACUUCAGCAGCUAGAUCUACUACGCAUACCGCGAUGCUAUUUCCAUUCAUCGAAGGACUACGCUCGUCUGCAAAUCCACCUCUUCGUCGAUGCAAGCGAAACUGCCUAUGCUUGUGCAGUAUACUUCCGUUUGGAAACCGAUCGUGGUGCAGAGGUGGCGUUUGUUGGAGCUAAAACGAAGGUAGCAUCGCUGAAGACACUCUCAAUUCCUCGACUCGAGCUGAAAGCAGCGGUUCUGGGCAUCCGUUUGAUGGAAACUAUCCAGAGGUAUCACACGCACACGGUCAGUCGGCGCUACUUCUGGAGUGAUGCAAACACGGUUCUCGCGUGGGUGCGCUCAACCGACCAUCGUCGUUACCACAAGUUUGUUGCCGUUCGGGUUGGCGAGAUCCUGUCAUCUACACAACAGUCGGAGUGGCGGUGGGUACCGUCUAUGCAUAACGUUGCAGAUCUUGCCACCAAGUGGAACAAUGGUCCGCAGAUGACAAUGGAGAAUCCCUGGUUCCGAGGACCGGCCUUCCUAUACGAGCCGGAAGAACAUUGGCCUAAGCAGCGAACGGUUACUCCAACUGAAGAAGAACUCCGUCCUACCCAUUUCCACGCCGUCCACUUUGCUCCAGCUAUGGUGUUCAAAAGAUUCGAUCGAUACGUCGAACGAAAGAUAAUAUGGAACUCGGCAACCAGCGACGAACUCCAACGGGCCGAAAGGGCACUUCUGAAGACGGGUCAAAGCGAGUUGUAUGCAGAAGAAAUCGCCAUACUCGUCAAGACUCAAGGACCACCAGAGAAUCGCCGUGCCAUAGUGGAUAAAUCCAGCUCUAUCUACACUAAGUGUCCGUUCCUGGAUGAGAACGACAUUCUGCGCAGCCGUGGCCGAAUCAGUGCUGCACCAUAA
Messenger RNA from Ochlerotatus camptorhynchus, 1578 nucleotides. RefSeq lists its product as uncharacterized. The record is from RefSeq and is a predicted model, not a curated record. The transcript is spliced from 2 exons. The coding region runs from base 1 to 1578 and encodes 525 amino acids. Lineage: Eukaryota; Metazoa; Arthropoda; Insecta; Diptera; Culicidae.